This is a messenger RNA of Aricia agestis (brown argus), 1742 nucleotides long. RefSeq names its product juvenile hormone esterase-like. The record is from RefSeq and is a predicted model, not a curated record. The transcript has 3 exons. The coding region runs from base 1 to 1722 and encodes 573 amino acids. Lineage: Eukaryota; Metazoa; Arthropoda; Insecta; Lepidoptera; Lycaenidae.
AUGUUGCGUGCGAUCGUGUUGUGUCUGUUGUCUGUGUGUGUCCUGUGCGAGGAUUCGCGGGUUGUGCACACAACACAGGGUCCCAUACGAGGACACAGGUCUUCCACAUUCGAUGGCUUCGUAUUCUACAAUGUACCCUAUGCCACGGCUCCUACCGGCAGGGACAAAUUUAAGGAACCUGGGCCACCACCAGAGUGGGAAGAAAUAUAUGAUGCGGUUGACAGGCAGAUUAUUUGUCCACAACCAAACGUUUUUGGUGUGCCAAUGCCCUAUAAUAUUCAAGAGGAUUGCCUCAUCGCAAAUAUCUACGUCCCAAAUGUCGACGAGGUACUACCAGUUGUAGUGUUCGUUCACGGUGGAGCAUAUAUCCUGGGAUACGGGGACAUGAUAUCACCAGAAAACAUGGCAGCGUCGAAAAAAGCUAUCUUCAUAACCUUUAACUACCGCUUAGCGGGCCACGGGUUCCUUUGCUUGGGAACCGAGGACAUCCCCGGAAACACUGGCAUGAAGGAUCAAGUGGCUAUGCUUCGGUGGGUGCAGAAGAACAUCGCUAGCUUCGGAGGUGAUCCGAAAGAUGUAACCAUCGGAGGAGCGAGCGCCGGCUCAUCCGCCGUAGAUCUCUUGAUGCUUUCAAAGAUGACGAAGGGUCUGUUUAACAAGGUCAUCCCGGAGAGCGGGGCUAACACGGCCGCCUUCAGCGUACAACCGGAUCCAAUCGAAGCUGCCAAAGAGUACGCAAAGCUACUAAACUAUACUGGCACCGAUGAUAUUUACGAAUUGGAAGAAUUUUUCAAAUCACUGCCAGUGGAGGUUCUGAAUUCAGUCAUGACUUUGUUGACUCGAACCGACGCUACGUUUUUAGUAGGACCUUGCGUAGAACGGGAAACCGGAAAAGAAAUAUUUCUGCACGACAGCCCAGUCAAUAUUUUGAAAAGCGGUGAUUACGAGAAAGUGCCCAUAUUGUAUGGUUUUGCUAACAUGGAAGGUUUAUUUCGUGUGGGUGUAAUGGGGGACGAUUUAAAAUCGGAUAUGGAGAGAAUGGACACACAUUUUUCUGAAUAUUUACCAGCUGACUUAACCUUCGAUACUCCCGAGGAGAGGGAGGAAGUGGCAAGAAAGAUAAAGAACUACUUUUUCGGUUCCAGAGUGGACGAAGAACACAUUCUUGAUUAUGUGAAUUACUUUUCAGACGUUUUAUUCAUGUUUUCAACUUUAAGAUCAGUAAAAUAUCACGUAGAAGCUGGCAACAACGAAAUAUAUUUGUACGAGUAUUCGUUUACCGACGAGAAUACUCCUCUAGUACCGUUCACUAAUAUAAGUGGCGCCACUCAUUGCGCUCAGUCGGAUGCUCUGUGGCCAUCUAAGGUAGUUCCAACUCCUCAAAAUACCACUACAGAAUACCAAGAAAUUCAAAAGAUUUUGCAAGAAUUGUGGAUAAAUUUCAUAACAACAGGUAAACCUGUACCCGAAGGCUCCGGUCUGCCGGAGUGGCCAGCGGUGGGCAGAAAUUGGUCUCCGCACAUGUCUCUGGGGCAGGCGGUGGAGCUGCGCGGCUCGCUGCUGGAAGAGCGCGCGCUGUUCUGGGAGGAGAUCUACGCGCUCCACUAUCGCUCCCCGCAGCCUCCGCCCCCGCCACUAUCGCUAUCCGCAGCCUCCGCCCGCGCCACCGAAAUGCACCGAAUCGUAGAAUUGUUGUUUUUGAUAUUAUAUAUAAAUUACUAGCUGUCCCGGCAAACGUUGCU